GUGUAUAUGUGACCGUGAAAGAGAGAGACUUGGGAACUGUGCGCGGUCCAGCUCCUCCGAAACUCACCAAACCCAUUUCGAGCUAGGGUUUUCUGCUGUUAUCUUCUUCAGUCUACUUCAAAUACACCCAAAAAUACCAGCACGACUACAGAGAGAUUAACUAGCUUCCUUCAGGUGGUGUGGGUCAGGUGGGAUUUUGAGGAAGAUACAUAUUUUGUAGUUUGCUCUUUAACCACUUUCUGAGAAAGAGAAUAUAAAAGAUAAUGCAGACACCAAAAGCAAGCAGAACCUCUUUGGAAGUGCCUCAGAGGAAAUCUCCUGGAACCCCUCGAACUGCUCGUCAGCUGAAGUCACCAAAAAAUGAUUCUGUUGCAGUUUCCUCUACAAGUCCUGCAAGCAAGAAACCAAAAGAUGGAAGUCCUAAGGUUGUUGAGCGCAGAUCCCCAAGAAGCCCUGCAACAGAGAAGAAGCGAACGGGUAGGGUGGCUGAAUUGGAAGCACAUCUUACUCAACUCCAAGAGGAUCUAAAGAAGGCUAAGGACCAACUGAAUGCGUCUGAGUCAUUGAAGAGGCAAGCCCAACAGGAGGCUGAGGAGGCUAAGAAGCAGCUUUCAGCCAUGUCAGCCAAGCUUGAAGAAUCUGAACAGCAACUGAUGGAGAUCUCUGCUUCUGAGGAUUCUCGGAUUCUAGAGCUCCGAAAAAUCUCACAAGAUAGAGAUAGAGCAUGGCAAUCUGAACUUGAGGCUCUUCAGAAGCAGCACUCGAUGGAUUCUGCUACCUUUGCUUCUGCCAUGAAUGAAAUUCAGAAGCUGAAAGUUCAGCUAGAGAAGGCAUGUGAAUCUGAAGCCAUCCAAGCUGAUCAUGCUGAAUCUGCAUAUGCUGAGAUUCAGAAACUGAGAACAGAACUUUCUGAAACUAUCUCCCUGGUUGAAAAAAUGAAGUCUGAGCUCACUGAUUGCAGAGAAUCUGAAGCCAGAACUCUUGAUAUGUUGAGUGAAACCCAAAUGCAAUUGGCUACCUCAAGUGCCACUGUGGAAAUGUUGCGUUCUGAUGGUGCCAAAACCGCAGAAGCUUACAAUUUAUUAUCAUUGGAGUUGGAGCAGUCAAACGCUCGAGUUAGAUCAUUGGAAGGACUUGUGAGCAAGCUCCAGGCUGAACUAGUUGUUGGUGGUGGCAAAAUUUCUGAGGACCCUAAAGAUGAUGGUAAAGUAUCACAGCAGAAUGGAACAAAUGAGGAAAUAAACCAUCUAAAGACUGAGCUUAAUUUCGUGAAACUUGAAGCUAGUCAGUUGAGAUCUGCAUUAGAUGCAGCUGAGGUCAGGUACCAAGAAGAAUAUAUUCGGAGCACAUUGCAGAUUAGAAGUGCUUAUGAACAAGUGGAACAUAUGAAAUCAGAGUCAUGUAAGAGAGAGGCAGAACUGGAGACUGAAUUAAAGACAAGCAAAGCUCAUAUAGAAGAGUUGAGGGCAAACCUAAUGGACAAGGAAACUGAGCUGCAGAGUAUUUCAGAGGAAAAUGAGGGGCUAAAUUUAAAGAUUGAGAAAAACCAGCCUCUUGAAAGAGAAUCCGAACUUGAGAUGGAGCUGAAGAAGUUCGAGGCAAACCUGGCAGAAUUGAAACUGAGUUUGUUAGUUAAGGAGACAGAAUUGAAGACUGUAACUGAGCAAAAUGAAAAGCUCAAGAUGGAGAUCGAGAAGAAGCAAAUGGAGAGUAAUAAAGUUAACGAUGAGGCUGCUGCUUUGACAGAAGCAGCAAAGGCUGCAGAGCGAGAAGCUUUAAUGAAACUUGGCCAUCUAACAGAGGAAGCCGACAAAAGUAGCAGAAGAGCUGCACGUGUGACUGAACAGCUUGAUGCAGCCCAGGCAACAAAUACAGAAUUGGAGGCUGAGUUGCGGAGAUUAAAGGUGCAGGCAGACCAGUGGAGAAAGGCAGCUGAGGCAGCUGCUGCUAUGCUUUCUACUGGAAACAAUGGAAAAUAUGCAGAGAGAACUAUGUCUCUUGACAGCAACCACAUAUCCAUAACUGGCAACAUAGGUUCACCUUACUCUGAAGACAUGGACGAUGACUCACCCAAGAAGAAGAAUGCCAAUGUGUUGAAAAAGAUAGGUGUGUUAUGGAAAAAAGGCCAGAAGUAGAUGGAGAAUUCGGUAUGUUAUAUUUCUCACUAAAAUUUAGUUGUUCUGAUGGUUUUUCAUUCUACGUAAUGCGCAUGAUCCCAUUCUUGACAGGUACUUAGCAUGGUUCUUAUUGAGAAUUUCAAUAUUAUCAAGGAUGUCUAGAAAUGCUAUGAUACCCUCUGCAAACUAUUGUAUAAUGGGAAAACUGACAUUGUUAAGUUUUGUUUCGUCUGUUAUGUUACUGGUGGCUUUGAUCCUAUGAAUGUUGAAUCAUUUUCUGGAGAAGGCUCCAUUUUUGUUAUGACGUAGUUAGCAUUCAAGUCAUUACCACAUUGACAGUAUCCUUAUGAAGGUUGAGCAGGUGAUCCAUGAAUAUAUCAAAAGAACAUUUCAAGUUCUUGUAAUGGAAUUUCCUUGGAGGAUUGCCUAGCUAAUGUGUAUCGCUGCAGCAUGUUACAUAAGUACUAAACAUCAUCAUUUCAG
Rubroshorea leprosula is the source of this 2600-nucleotide messenger RNA. The record is from the annotation of a GenBank genome assembly. NCBI's taxonomy places the organism in Eukaryota, Viridiplantae, Streptophyta, Magnoliopsida, Malvales, Dipterocarpaceae.